Messenger RNA from Eremomyces bilateralis CBS 781.70, 1106 nucleotides. RefSeq names its product er lumen protein-like protein retaining receptor. The coding region runs from base 133 to 786 and encodes 217 amino acids. Gene Ontology annotation, cellular component: membrane; cis-Golgi network; endoplasmic reticulum. The transcript is spliced from 5 exons. Gene Ontology annotation, biological process: endoplasmic reticulum to Golgi vesicle-mediated transport; protein retention in ER lumen. The record is from RefSeq and is a predicted model, not a curated record. Lineage: Eukaryota; Fungi; Ascomycota; Dothideomycetes; Eremomycetales; Eremomycetaceae. Gene Ontology annotation, molecular function: ER lumen protein retrieval receptor activity.
AUUGUAAACUCCAUGUUGAAGGUCCAUCUUGAUUACAUCUAUGUCAACCGCGUAUCCUUCAAGGCUUCAACACACUUCGGCUUAUGCCCACUUCGAAUUGCUUUUGAUUGACGACUCUGACCAUCCAACAAAAUGAAUAUCUUCCGACUCUUUGCGGAUUUGUCACAUCUGGUGUCAAUCCUGAUCCUGCUACAGAAGAUGAAAUCUUCAAGUAGCGCCUCAGGAAUCUCCUUCAAAUCGCAAUUCCUAUACUUCCUCGUUUACGUGACGCGAUACAUCGACUUGCUAUGGACAUUCUAUAAGCCGGAGAGCUUGUACAACACCGUGUUCAAAAUCAUCUUCAUCGCGACCUCCGCGUACACGAUCUACUUGAUGUUGAACGACUACAAACCGACCCACGAUCCGAAUCUAGACACGUUUAGGGUGGAAUAUCUCUUAGCAGGGAGCUUGCUGCUGGCUGUCAUUUUCCCCUACAAGUACAAUUUUACGGAGAUCUUCUGGGCCUUUUCCAUCUGGCUAGAAGCGGUUGCGAUCUUGCCUCAACUUUUCAUGCUACAACGAACCGGGGAAGCCGAGACAAUCACAACCCAUUACUUGUUCGCGCUCGGGAUCUACAGGGCUCUGUACAUCCCCAACUGGAUCUACCGAUAUACGAUGGAGACCCCUCCGUACAGCGAUCCUAUCGCCGUCCUCGCCGGAAUCGUCCAGACCAUCCUUUACUCGGACUUCUUCUGGAUCUACUAUACCAAGGUCAUGCAAGGGAAGAAGUUCAACCUUCCCGUUUGAGCGGAAACCCUCCUUGUGCCAUCGAUUCAGGCACAAUGCGAUCCGGUCGUCCAUCCACAUGUGCUGGGAUGGAUGCUCAACUCCCACGGGUGCAUCUCGUGCAUUGACGGAUUGAUCGAGGUACCUAAACAGUAAGUUUGGGGGAUUGGCGUUCUGGAGGCGGUUCUCGAACACGAAUCUGGAAGUCUCUAUAGACCUGGCAGGCCAUGGCGACGAGUAAUGAGAAGUGCUAUUUACGGUCAAUACACGGGCAAAGGCUUCACCGUGGGAGGAUGUGCUGUACAAAUAGCAAAUAUACCAGGUGGCAUGGAGUAAGCUCU